Stegostoma tigrinum is the source of this 2168-nucleotide messenger RNA. RefSeq lists its product as uncharacterized. The coding region runs from base 466 to 1236 and encodes 256 amino acids. The transcript is spliced from 8 exons. The record is from RefSeq and is a predicted model, not a curated record. NCBI's taxonomy places the organism in Eukaryota, Metazoa, Chordata, Chondrichthyes, Orectolobiformes, Stegostomatidae.
ACUGACCUUUUCUCUCCUCUCCACCUUCGGUCCGCCUCCCCCUCUCUCCCUAUUUAUUCCAGUUCCCUCUCCCCGUCCCCCUCUCUGAUGAAGGGUCUAGGCCCGAAACGUCAGCUUUUGUGCUCCUGAGAUGCUGCUUGGCCUGCUGUGCUCAUCCAGCCUCACAUUUUAUUAUUUUAGGAGAGAGAGCUGUUUUGGUUUGUGAUACAAGAGACGAGGCUGUCUAUGCCUUUCACCCAUCGGUAGCUCUCCUCCUGUCCCUGCCUCUAUGCACACACUCUGCCAGGCAUAGUCUUCCUCCCUCUGUGUGUGUGUGUGUGUGUGUCUCUCUCUCGCUUCAGCUCCUAAAACCUAAGAUGCAUCGGAUAUAAAAACACGCACAUAAACACACACACACACACACACACACACAUCAACAAGCCAUGGAGAAAGAUCAGGAAUUACUGCAAGCUGUCAAAACCGAAGAUGUUGCUCCUGUGGCUCCUGUACAAUCUUGCUCCGCCAUGCGGCAGGGUAGGAGCAUUGAAAGCAGAUCUCAGCUCUUGUGGAGAGAGAGAGCGUGAGGCAGCGGCUGCGAAACGCGAUGGGGGUGAGGACGGACUGAAGAACCAUGGCAUCGCCGCUGUGUACUUAGUGCAGCAAUGCAGAAGCUGUUGCAAAGGCCGAAACAAGGCAAAGCGAGACACAAUCAUCGCCUUGGAAGCUUCAUCACGAUACUACUUUGCAUUUCUGAAGAGGGAAGAAGAAAUCAACAUGAAAAUUCAAUUCCAUGGUUUUGGAAGUCCCAUUGAGAACACGAUUCAUUUGCGCCGGCAUAAUGCUCUGACCGAGAAAGAAUUGAAGGACACAAUCAUCGCCUUGGAAGCUUCAUCACGAUACUACUUUGCAUUUCUGAAGAGGGAAGAAGAAAUCAACAUGCAAAUUCAAUUCCAUGGUUUUGGAAGUCCCAUUGAGAACACGAUUCAUUUGCGCCGGCACAAUGCUCUGACCGAGAAAGAAUUGAAGUACCACGCUGAGUAUUGUUAUCCCGAUAGUUCUUUCGUAUCAGUCCGUGUGUAUUCCUGGGCGAAUGUGCUCGUGUGGUCUCAGGAGUUGCGGAGGUCACGGCUCUGGGACAGCCAUUUCAUCGCCCGAUGCUGCAGGAAAAAAGCAAUGAAAGUGCCGUUAAUUUUUUUGCAUGGCGAGCUGCUGUAUACGAACCGGUCUCACACCAUUACCAACACCUUGCCCUUGUGAAGGCAGAUAUGGAUCAGGUUCUCAAAGCUGAUAGAAGAUUGAAACCACUCUAAUCCUGUGACGAUGAACCUGCCCCGGAAGAGAGAGCCCAGAGAAUUGCCAAAGCUGUCCGCAAACAGUCAAUAGAAGUGAAGGAAAAUUGGGAACAACUGAAAAUCCGUGCGAGCAACUGGCAGAAACAGGUGGAAAAGGCGUUGGAGAAACUUCAAGAACUGCAGAAAGUUCUGGAUGAUCUUGAGGCUCAUGUGAUAACAGCUGAGGGGGUCCACACUGAUUGGCAACCUGUGAGUGACCUGCUUAUUGACUCAUUGCAGGAUCACUUUGAUAAAACCACAGGUCAGGACUAUCUUCAAAAUCUGAGAUUGGGUUUUGAAAGACAGCAGCCUUUGUUUUGGAGAGAUAAUGGGAACUGCAGAUGCUGGAGAAUGCGAGAUAACAACGUGUGGAGCUGGAUGAAGACAGCAGGCCAAGCAGCAUCUGAGCAGCUUUCCUGGAGCAAGUCUGUUUUCCUUCGGAUGAGACGACUUUCAGACAUACUCCCUUCAUUAUGAGAUUUAAUUGCGGUAAAAUGAGGAGGAUUUUUAUUCACUGAGACACACAUGACUAUAUGUUGAAAGCAUUGGAAAAAGCGUUCUGUUCGGACUGUCAUGUUAUCUGGUGUUUGUACCAGGCUUUCCGAUGAAAUGCAAGUGAUUAAGGAUGCUACUGAUGCCACAUGUUAUUACAAGAGGAAAUGAACAUACAAGUAAGGAUUUUAUGCCACAUUUAUACAUAGCAUGGGCCAUGCAGCAUGGAUGCAGUGACUGAGUGAAAUGGGAUGCAGUGACUGAGUGAAAUGGGAUGCAUUGACUGAGUGAAAUGGGAUGCAUUGACUGAGUGAAAUGGGAUGCAUUGACUGAGUGAAAUGGGAUGCAGUGACUGAGUGAAAUGGG